GUAUAGUACGGUAAUCUGAAUUAGUUAUGCAGUCAGGUGAAUUUAACCUUCUAUCGCGUUUUGACAGCUACAUCGUGGUAUGUGGACUGGAUUGUACAUACCAAUCUAUAAACAAUCUUACCUUAAAAUUAUAGUUCAGUAUCCGGACACGGAUUUUAUGCGUACCUCCUUUCAGCUCCACAACAUCCUGGAACCUGUUACCUUUUGUAGGUGGACUCGUCCGUAUAUUUGCUGAGCGAAGUGGGCGUCAUUGCACCAGUGUGGGGACGAUACCUCCAGAGCGCGGCGGUCAAGUGUUAUAGUGCACCAUUCGCAACUAGAAGGUCGUCGUCUUCAGUUUACUGCAGUAUGUCUUGCCAAAGUGAUGGAAUGGAUGUGAACCAGCAGAAUCAAGUUGAACAAUUUGGUUUUAGUUCAAAGCUGAAAGUUUACAUUGUGAGUGAAGAUGAGGAAGAAGAUGAGACUGAAGUAGAGGACUAUGGGUCUAUCUUGGAAUGCUUCAGAGAUGUAAAGGAGCUGAAUAAGUUGUUGCCACAAAACAUCAAAGUGGUGUCCUUGCAGCAAGAGCGGAUGACAUGGAAGGUGUCUUCACAAGAAGUCUUAACACAAUGGCUUGAGGCUGUAACAAACAGGAAACUAUCAAACUUACUCACUGAAUUUGCAGUGGACAGGGGACUUGGGAAAAGGCUCAGUCUUCAAACUGGAUAUCGUCUUGACUUUGAGAUAUUCUUUGAAGCAAGGGACUUAAAAUACAAGGCGAAGAAACAUUUUCAAGAACUUAGAUCACCUCCAGGACAAGAAUCCAAAGGGGAGCCACCUUCAAGCCCUGCACUGUUGAAGCCGUUUACAACUCCGACAACAGGAACUCUUACACAUAAUGAGGUACUAGCAUACUGCCAUAUUAUUAUUCUAUCCUGCUCAAUAGGUUGCUGA
This is a messenger RNA of Haliotis rubra (blacklip abalone), 933 nucleotides long. RefSeq lists its product as uncharacterized. NCBI's taxonomy places the organism in Eukaryota, Metazoa, Mollusca, Gastropoda, Lepetellida, Haliotidae. The transcript has 5 exons. The record is from RefSeq and is a predicted model, not a curated record. Bases 349 to 933 code for a protein of 194 amino acids.